GAUAAUAUGCUUUCUCAUUCGUCAGUUUUAUUAGUGGGACUCACUAAUAGCUUGGUAUCAUAACGAGAGGUUGGUGGUAGAUGGAAGUGUGGUUGAAACUGCCAAUCGGCUUCAGACUCUUGUUCUCCGACAAGCGUCACUUGGCUCACAAUUUGGAAGAUUUGUUUGUUUCUUCCAAAGUUAACGACAACAUGGGUGGUCGCGCAUCCGAUCUGCUCCUAAAGAUCCUGGUACAACCACCAAUUUUCCUAUACCAUCGUCGGAUAGCGUCUUCGUCUUUGCCAAUUACACUAUUGAAACGAUGCCACGGGUGCGGCCGGUUCGUACGAGGAGGAGAAAGAUCAGCAUUUACACAUUCGGUUUCCACUGCUAGGAGUACUUCGAUCCAGUGGAAAAGGGGUCUGGUCACCCAGGCGACAGCGGCAGCAACAACAGAAUCAGCACCACUACCAGAGCAAGAAGAGGAAACACGAACGACUGCGACUUUUAAUCCUUUAAUAGAACACCCACGCGACAUUUCAGCUGCCAUAAUUAAACUGUCCCGGAAACGACGGACAACCGAAGCGCUGCACAAAUACCUUAGAGCACUUGCCCACGAUCAGUUUCCUAGCAAAGAAUCAUUAUACCAACUCUCGUACGCGCUUUACCGACAAAAGAAUCUCACUGGCCUCUAUGCAUUGCAUGAUACCCUCCUAUUACAAUAUAAAAACCGGAGCAAGAGCAUAAUGUCACAAAGCAGAGAGCGAUCCAUGGUGUACCUGUAUACAAUGUUGAUCAAGCUCAUUGCCGACAAGUCAACUUCACCGUCCCGUCACAACAACAAUGCGCCACUGGAUAUGAAAUCUAUCGCACGCCUUUGUCACGAAAUGGCCGAGUACAACCUAUCCGAUCGCACAAGCUUGUACAACUCACUGAUCCAUUUAUUCAUGAAACGACGCGACUUGUCAAGUUGCCAUGCUCUCUACGACAAUAUGAAGCAACGACACAUACCACCAACAGUGUAUACGUACAGCAUUAUGCUCGAGGUAUAUGGAUGGCAAAAAGAUUUGGAUGGCAUGUCAAGGUUAUUGGACGACAUGUAUGACCGUGGUAUUUCUCCGGAUGCAGGAAUCGUCAGUGUGGUUGUAUUUGGUCUAUGUCGACGACGCGAAUAUGAUACAGCACACAAUUUUGUCAAUGGGCUUUUUCAGAGCAGUGGAGGUGACGCCCGUCUCAUUGGGAUCAAGAUGCGCGAACGCUUGUUGAAGGGUAUUAAUCAGGCAGAAGAGAAACGACACAAGCUAGUCCGUGCUCGCAAGAUAUGGAGGAAUAAUUCAAAGAAGAAUAAAAGACGCAAAAAAGUCUGAAUCAAAAAUAUAUCGAAUUCUAAACGUGUGUGUUAUUCGAAGGGAGUUGAGAUGCGGGUGUCUAGGAGAAAUAUGCCGAAAUUUGUUAUACACGUAUGUAAUAUUUCGCAAAAUUUGGUAAUAAGCCAGAUGAGCCUGUGUAUUAUAAUAUAUGCAUACAUUUUUAUUACUAUGAUACAAAAAA
This is a messenger RNA of Zychaea mexicana, 1530 nucleotides long. RefSeq lists its product as uncharacterized. Gene Ontology annotation, molecular function: protein binding. The record is from RefSeq and is a predicted model, not a curated record. The transcript has a single exon. Lineage: Eukaryota; Fungi; Mucoromycota; Mucoromycetes; Mucorales; Lichtheimiaceae. The coding region runs from base 81 to 1346 and encodes 421 amino acids.